This is a messenger RNA of Pistacia vera, 798 nucleotides long. RefSeq lists its product as uncharacterized. The record is from RefSeq and is a predicted model, not a curated record. NCBI's taxonomy places the organism in Eukaryota, Viridiplantae, Streptophyta, Magnoliopsida, Sapindales, Anacardiaceae. The transcript is spliced from 2 exons. Bases 1 to 798 code for a protein of 265 amino acids.
AUGCAUAGCAAGCGUCAAAGUAAAGGAAGUAUUGAUUUUGACUUCUGGGGUGCAGGUAAAAGUUCAUGUUCUGAGCAUAAUAGAAAUGAGUUUCACUUCGAAGAACAGGUUGGUGAUGGAAUUGGCGCUUACUCCCCGCCUUUGUGGAAGGCAAAUGGUUCGAAAAUCAGUGCAUAUGAAUCUUCUCCUUUGCUUCCCUGCAACCAUCAAUACAGUAAUCUGUCACCGCGGAUACGGUCGCAGGCAAUUGCAGAAGGCAGAAAGGAGCUGAUGGAGAUGAUUCAUAACAUGCCCGAGUGGAGUUAUGAACUCUCAUUGAAAGAUAUUGUCGACGAGCAACAAACACAGCAAGAGGUCAAGCAUGAGACAGUGAUUGAUGAGAGAAGUUGCUGUUUUGAGAAUGAAGGCGAAACCAAGAAACUGCAGAAGAAGAACAAGAAAAGGAGCAUCAAGUCGGCUGAGAUUUUGAGGAGUGAAAGCAUGGAGAAGGAAACAUUCUUAAUCAAGAUGUUCUUUCCAAUAUCUUUUUGUUCGAAAAAGAAAGCAAACGUCAGAAAUCGGGCCAAGGUUUCUCCAAGGUCAUCACUUGACAUAUCUGAGAAUCAACCUGAUAAAGAGCAGUGGAUCAGAAAGAGAUUUGUGGCAGGAGAGAAUAAACCGACUGUUGUCAAACAUUUCAGCAGCAGCAACAGUAGCACAAGCAGCAAGCUGAGAGCAAAUUUUCAUCUGGUUGCUGGCCCUUUUUUCACACCAAGACAAGCAAAACCCGGAGGCCGAGAGGAUGCAUCUUCUGAAUGA